GCCAAUCAGGUCUAAGAAAGCUUCAAUGUUUGGAAAUUUUUAAGUCGAGUAUGGACCAGUUUUCAAUAUUCAACCGUCAUAUCUUCCAUUAGCAAUCUGCAAUAAUGCAAUCCUAAUCACAUGACAUAGUAGGUGACUUCUUCAAUUUCAUUUUAUCUUCCACUGCCCUGCCCACACAAUGCAAAAGACCCGCCGGCCUAAUUAACUCAUUGUCUUCUCUCUCCAGAAACUCCCUUCUCAUACACAGUUACUCUGCCAUGGCUACCAAUUCAGUCCCAAGUGAUCUCCCUCUACAAGACAAAGUAGCCAUAGUCACCGGAGCAUCUCGAGGCAUCGGCCGAGCCAUUGCUCUUCAUUUGGCCUCUCUUGGAGCAAAAGUUGUCAUCAACUAUUAUUGUAAAAAGGAACUAGCUGACCUUGUGGCAGCUCAGAUCAAUUCUUCUCCCACUAGUGCCAGCACUCCAAGAGCCGUCUCGGUCCAGGCUGAUGUUGCCGAUCCCACCCAGGUCAAGUCCCUCUUUGACACUGCUGAACAGGUAUUUCACUCAGAUGUUCAUAUCCUGGUCAACUCAGCCGGAAUUGCGAAUCCUAAGAAACCCAAACCCACCAUAGCCAACACUUCCGUGGAGGAUUUCGACAGAAUUUUUGGGUAAAUCUAUGCUAAAAAACAGCUA
Messenger RNA from Rubroshorea leprosula, 674 nucleotides. The record is from the annotation of a GenBank genome assembly. Lineage: Eukaryota; Viridiplantae; Streptophyta; Magnoliopsida; Malvales; Dipterocarpaceae.